Pediculus humanus corporis (human body louse) is the source of this 1848-nucleotide messenger RNA. Its product is annotated as cell division cycle, putative. Lineage: Eukaryota; Metazoa; Arthropoda; Insecta; Psocodea; Pediculidae. The record is from RefSeq and is a predicted model, not a curated record. The transcript is spliced from 11 exons. Gene Ontology annotation, biological process: cell division. Bases 1 to 1848 code for a protein of 615 amino acids. Gene Ontology annotation, molecular function: protein binding.
AUGGAUAAUGAAAUGAGUUUAGACGUUAAGAAUGGCGGUAAUGAUUUGAAAAUUAAUUUAAAUUAUUACAGAGGACUUAUUAAAAAAUACAUUGAACUGCAUAGGUAUAAUACAGCAUUAUUUUGGGCUGAUAAAGUUCAAAAUUUAUCAAAAGGGCAACAAAAUGAUGUAUUUUGGCUAGCUCAAGCUUUAUAUUUGUCUAAACAAUAUCACAGAGCUGCUCACUUAAUUAAAAGUAAAAAUUUGCACUUGACAAAUGUGCAAUGUUGUUAUUUGGCUGCAUCCAGUCUCAGAGAAGCGAAAGAAUUUACAGAAGCCAUGGAAAUGCUCUGGGAAAUUUGCUCUGAUUCAGUAGAUAAUGUUAAAAGCUUAUUAAAUUCAUUUUCAAAUAAUUCUAAUAUCACAGAAUGGCCCUCGGAUAUAGUAACUAAUGAGACCAAUUAUUUAUAUGGAAACUGUUUAGCUGGUUCUAUGCAUUUUGAGAGGGGAAGAGUAUAUGAAUCAUUAGAUAAUAGAGAUUUAGCAACAGACUGUUAUAAACAAGCAUUAAUGGCUGAUGUUCAUUGUUUUGAAGCUUUUGAUGCUCUUAUACAACACCAAAUGCUGACUGGAAGUGAAGAAUUUGAUCUUAUAAAUUCAUUACCAUUUAGCAAACAUUGUCCUUCUGAAGUAGAUAGCGAAUUUGUUAGGUUAUUGUAUGAAAACAAGCUAAAUAAAUAUAGAUCAAUUAACAAAAUAGAAGAUCUUCACCCUCUUUUACUAAAGUUGGAAGGAAAUUUAGAUCUCAUGGUUUCCGAGGCUGAACAACAUUAUUACAAUUGUAAUUUUACUACAUGCUGGAAAAUCACUCAAGAAGUAAUGGCAAAAGAUCCUUAUCAUAUGACUUGUUUGCCUAUUUACAUUAGCUGCCUUGUAGAAUUAAAAAAUUCAAAUGAUCUAUUUCUUCUAGCACACAAACUUGUCGAUAUAUAUCCAGAAAAUGCAGUGUCAUGGUUUGCAGUGGGAUGUUAUUAUCAUGUUAUCGGAAAUAAAAGUGAUCAUGCUAGAAGGUUUUUAGGAAAAGCUACAUCACUGGAUAAACUAUUUGGUCCUGCUUGGCUUGCAUAUGGACAUUCAUUCGCAGCCGAAAAUGAACAUGAUCAAGCAAUGGCAGCCUAUUUUAAAGCUUCUCAGAUAAUGAAAGGAUGUCAUUUACCACUAUUGUACAUUGGUUUGGAAAACGGAUUGACAAACAAUUCAGUUUUAGCUGAAAAAUUUUUUCUUCAAGCUCAAGCAAUCGCCCCUCAUGAUCCUUUUGUUUCUCACGAAAUGGGUGUAAUUGCAUUUCAAAGUGGGCAUUAUCAAGUUGCAAAAAAACAUUUUGAGAUAACAUACGAAAGAGUAAAACAUAAUGAAAAAACAAUGAUACAAAGUAAAUGGGAACCCUUGUUAAAUAAUCUCGGGCACGUUUAUAGAAAAUUGCAACAAUAUGAAAAAGCUAUCGAGUAUCAUAUGCAGGCUAUGAUAUUAUCACCCAACAAUGCUUCAACAUAUUCAGCUAUUGGUUAUUGCCAAGUUUUAAUGGGGCAGUGUAAAAAAGCAGCAGAACUAUUUCACAAAGCAUUGGCUUUGAAAAGAGAUGACACUUUUAGUAAAGAAAUAUUUUCUAACGAUGUAAAUGGAAAAAAAUUAAAAUCAAAUGCUUUACCUUUAAUGUCCAUGGUUGACGUCACUUGUGAUGAUACAUUUAAAACGCCGAAUGCUAGUGAAGAUCCCAACAGUAGUAGUAAACUCAGUUUUGAAGUAGAAAUGGCGGAUUCUAAUUCUAUUUCACUAGACGGGAUUGGUGAUAUUAGGCGGGAAAGUUAA